This is a messenger RNA of Choloepus didactylus (southern two-toed sloth), 3472 nucleotides long. It is a transcript of the gene UBQLN4, whose product is annotated as ubiquilin 4. The record is from RefSeq and is a predicted model, not a curated record. Gene Ontology annotation, cellular component: cytosol. Lineage: Eukaryota; Metazoa; Chordata; Mammalia; Pilosa; Megalonychidae. Bases 1 to 1806 code for a protein of 601 amino acids. Gene Ontology annotation, molecular function: polyubiquitin modification-dependent protein binding. Gene Ontology annotation, biological process: ubiquitin-dependent protein catabolic process. The transcript is spliced from 11 exons.
AUGGCGGAGCCGAGCGGGGUUGAGACGAGGCCCCCCAUUCGGGUCACCGUCAAGACCCCCAAGGACAAGGAGGAAAUUGUGAUCUGCGAUCGAGCCUCGGUCAAGGAGUUCAAAGAGGAAAUCUCCCGGAGGUUUAAGGCCCAGCAGGACCAGCUCGUCCUGAUCUUUGCCGGCAAGAUCCUCAAGGAUGGGGACACACUGAACCAGCAUGGGAUCAAGGAUGGGCUCACCGUCCACCUGGUCAUCAAGACUCCUCAGAAGGCUCAGGAUCCGGCUGCUGCUACUGCUUCUUCCCCCUCCACUCCAGACCCUGCCUCUGCACCCUCCACCACACCUGCUUCACCUGCCACCCCUGCCCAGCCCUCCACCUCUGGCAGUGCCACUUCAGAUACUGGCAGUGGAAGCCGGAGGAGCAGUGGGGGGGGUCCCUCCCCGGGGGCUGGGGAGGCUCCCCCCAGUGCUCCUGCCUCCAUACUCUCUGGCUUUGGGGGCAUCCUGGGGCUGGGCAGCCUGGGCCUAGGCUCUGCCAACUUCAUGGAGCUGCAGCAGCAGAUGCAGAGACAGCUGAUGUCCAAUCCUGAGAUGCUGUCACAGAUCAUGGAGAACCCCCUGGUCCAGGACAUGAUGUCUAAUCCCGACCUAAUGCGUCACAUGAUCAUGGCCAAUCCUCAGAUGCAGCAGCUGAUGGAGCGGAACCCCGAGAUUAGCCACAUGCUCAACAACCCCGAGCUCAUGAGGCAGACAAUGGAACUUGCUCGGAAUCCAGCCAUGAUGCAGGAGAUGAUGCGGAACCAGGACCGGGCCCUGAGCAACCUCGAGAGCAUCCCUGGGGGGUAUAAUGCUCUCCGCCGCAUGUACACGGACAUCCAGGAACCCAUGUUCAGUGCUGCCCGGGAGCAGUUUGGCAACAAUCCCUUCUCUUCCCUGGCCGGGAACUCCGACAGCUCGUCCUCCCAGCCUCUGCGGACUGAGAAUCGAGAGCCCCUCCCUAACCCCUGGAGCCCCUCGCCCCCCACCUCCCAGGCCCCCGGGUCCGGUGGGGAGGGCACCGGAGGAUCGGGGACCAGCCAGGUGCACCCGACAGUCUCGAACCCUUUUGGGAUCAAUGCGGCUAGCCUGGGGUCAGGGAUGUUCAACAGCCCAGAAAUGCAGGCUCUCCUCCAGCAGAUCUCUGAGAACCCCCAGCUAAUGCAGAAUGUGGUCUCAGCCCCCUACAUGCGCAGCAUGAUGCAGACGCUUGCCCAGAACCCUGAUUUUGCUGCUCAGAUGAUGGUGAACGUGCCACUCUUCGCGGGGAACCCUCAGCUGCAGGAGCAGCUCCGCCUGCAGCUCCCAGUUUUCCUGCAGCAGAUGCAGAACCCAGAAUCGCUCUCCAUCCUUACCAACCCCCGCGCCAUGCAGGCGCUGCUGCAGAUCCAGCAGGGAUUGCAGACCUUGCAGACCGAGGCCCCUGGACUGGUACCCAGCCUUGGGUCCUUUGGGAUGUCCCGGACCCCAGCACCCUCAGUAGGCAGCAACGCCGGGUCUGCACCUGAGGCCCCCAACUCCUUGCCAUCCACCCCAGCCACAUCGUCUCCAUCAGGGGCUUCCAGUGCUCAGCAGCAACUCAUGCAACAGAUGAUCCAGCUUUUGGCUGGAAGUGGAAACUCACAGGUGCAGACACCAGAAGUGAGAUUUCAGCAGCAACUGGAGCAGCUCAACUCCAUGGGCUUCAUCAAUCGGGAGGCCAACCUGCAGGCCUUGAUUGCCACAGGAGGCGACAUCAAUGCGGCUAUUGAGAGACUCCUGGGCUCUCAGCUCUCCUAAUCCCUUGGCCCAAGCCUCUUGCCUCUCCCCUCCCUUGAUGCCAGUGUUUGGUUCCUCUGACAACCCCCACCCUCUGCAGCUUGUCAUCCCUCUGCCAUCUCCCUUGUCCUCUCCAGACAGCAGGGUGACUUCCAAGGCAUGGGCCUCACUCCCGUGGCUCUGUCCAAGAAUUUUGGUUUUCCUUCUACAUCUUUUACUGAAUCUUCUCUCCUGAGCUUCCUGGAGCAGAGCUAUUUAAACAAUUUCCACAGUUUUCUUUGAUUGGCCCUACCUUCUUGCUGUACAACCGCCUUUUGUGAUCUCCAGACUUCUCAGUGGCAGUGCAGUUUACUGGAACAGAGUCUUCCAUCUAUACCAACAGGGUUUUGAUUAUCUUACAUUUAUUUUCAGUAACUUUCUUCUUUCCUUUUCCCUACCUUCCGCCCCUCCAAUCCCCAGCCCAUACUGCGAAGAAGAAUGUCACACUCUUAGGAGGGCAAGUGAAACAGGCAGUCUGAUUUUUCUCCUCACGCCUGUUCUGGUCACUUCAUCCAGCACUUUUUCCUGGCCUCUGCUGGGACUUCCAGGGGCAGGAGGAAGAUGCCUGUUCCCCCUGUUUGUAGAGGGCGAUGAGACACAGCUCUCUGGACAAGGAAUUAACCAGCCCUGGAGCAGCCUAAUGGAGAUCCGUGCAGAAGAGGAGGAAAUGAGAUUUUUUAGAGGAAGGGAAUGAAGGAGACAACCUGAGUCAUCUUCAAAGGCUUAGAAGUUGGAAUUGACAGUUAAGGAGUGGGAGCACUAAUGGCUCUUUUAGGUGGGAUAGUCCAGGCCUAGGCUUAGCAGAGGAAACUUAGAGAUGCUAAUGAAAUUUAAGCUAAAGAAAGGGGCUCACUGAACUAAGAGAUGCAGCUCAGAAGGGGUCAUAUUGGCUCCAUUUCCUCAAACAUACAUGCUUACACACACACAUAGACACAUACAUUUCCAUGGUGACUUGGACCCCUCUUAAAACCUCAGAAGGCAUGAAGGGGAUUGGUUUUCAUCUCAGCAGUGGGAAAUUGUGUGUGUGUGUGAGAGAGAGAGAGAGAGAAAGUUUGAGUGUGUAUGUGGAUUCUUUGUUGAUUCGUGGUUCGGAGCUCUUUGCCACUAGAAGGAGUGGUGGUAGGGCCAUUCUGGGGUAGGAAUGGAUACAGCCAAGAAAGCUAGGUCCCUUGGACCUUUGGAUGCAGAUAAUCCAAGGGUAGUGAGGGAUACUCCUGAAGCUGUCAGGGCAGUGACCAACACACUUAUCACCCCUCACUCUGGUAAGUGUUUUGGGGGAACAGAAGAAGGGUCUUUCCUUCCAGAGCCCCUAGCUGUUGGUUUCCUAAUCCCUACACUUUCAGUUCCCUACUAUUUUCCUCUAGGCCAGAAAGUUCUUUAUUGAGGAGGGAGAGGAGAGGGUGGCAGUGAUGCCUUUGAUCUGGAAUUGGAUAUCACUCUGUUGGAGCACAGAGGAGCCUCGCAUCACUUCCCCUCUGUGCUACUUGGCCCAGCUGCUUGGAGGACUCAUGACUAAGAAUAUGGAGGCAAGAGGAACAGAAUUUUGCUUUGCAUGGGAAAGGAUCCCAAGCAAUCCAGAGAGGACUUUUCCUACAUCCCCAACUCCCACACUGGCCUUUGUAAAUAAAUGAAGUGGUCUUUGUUGUGA